AUGACCACGAAGCGCACCAGGGAAACCUCCCCUGAAGACGAGCAUCAUCAAGAGCAGCACGACGUCAAAGAUCCUCACGUGCUGGUAGACCCUUACAAAGUUACCCUUCCUGACUGGAUCUCGCCAGAAGUCAACCGUCGCUUGCGCCGCUUCCUCGACUACACCGCGUCUGCGCAGUUACUGUACUACGUGUCACAGCUCCCUCUCGACCGUUGCUGGGGCACGGGCUCGUGCUCGCGUUUUCUAUGUGACCCCGCAACAAACACGCCGUUGCGGAUGUGGUUCAUGGGACUCGUGGAGUCUGCCUCGCAUUCGUCUACGCGAACCGAACCUCGAUCUCAGUUCACUUUGGACGUCAGGUGCAUCCGCGACGUGGACCUCGAGUCCGUCAACCAGCUGCUUCAUCUCAAACACGAAUCAUCCUUUUUCCACGCAGCUCGCAGUGCCGUGUCUUGCCAAGGCUGUUGCAUAUUCACCGCUGUCUUCGACGCGACAGAGACCUACAAGUCCAAGCAUGCGAUGCCCACAAUCCCUGCGACGGACAUCGUUUUCCAGGAUCUCGUUCUUGUCGAGUUCUUCUGUUAUCGAGAGCGUGCGAAGCCUGCUCGAAACAGCCCGCGUUGGACGGCUUGGAGUACGGCUUUCCACAUCGAGUCCGUAUCGCUCCUUGCCCGUGCCCCCCGCGCUCAGUACAACGAACCUGUCGACACUUUCUCCGGCCACAUGUAA
This is a messenger RNA of Trametes versicolor FP-101664 SS1, 729 nucleotides long. RefSeq lists its product as uncharacterized. Bases 1 to 729 code for a protein of 242 amino acids. The transcript has 5 exons. NCBI's taxonomy places the organism in Eukaryota, Fungi, Basidiomycota, Agaricomycetes, Polyporales, Polyporaceae. The record is from RefSeq and is a predicted model, not a curated record.